CACAAACUUGAAGUUUAUAUUUUCUUGAAUAUUGGCGUGUUCUUGUACCAUCUAAUGGGUGGAAGCAGCCGAAAGAAGUUCUCGCUCUUCAGCUUCUUUAAAUCACGAAGGUCGUCUCAUAGAGUUGAAGCAGACGCAUGGGACGACGGCGUAUACACAAGAAAGGCAUGGGCCAGCGACGAGGACAAGCGUUAUUGGGUGGCUGAGCCAGGUAUUGACCGUAAAGCUUCCGCCUUCAUCGCCAAGUUUCAUGCCUCUCGUGUCACUGAGUCUGAGUGCCAAACUCUCCCUCCUUGCCAGUCUCAUCAUAACUAGCCAUCAUCAUAAUCAUGAUGAUGAUUAAUGAAAGAAUGCCAAUAGCUUAUUUAGUUUGGUUCUAUGUAUAUUCCUUUUUUCUUUUAUGUUCGUAAUUGUGUGUCCUUAUGAUGAUUUGUUUAUAAAAUGCAUUAUAUGUAAUU
Messenger RNA from Eruca vesicaria subsp. sativa (arugula), 458 nucleotides. Lineage: Eukaryota; Viridiplantae; Streptophyta; Magnoliopsida; Brassicales; Brassicaceae. The record is from the annotation of a GenBank genome assembly.